AUGGACCAGCCCUUUGCCAUCAGCGCCGGCGCCGGCUCCGCGGGUGAGGCCGGCUCUCCCGCAACGGCUGCCGGGAUCAAGCGCAGAGCUCCCAUUGCCUGUCGAAGGUGUCGUCGCAUGAGAAGCAAAUGCAUCCACGAAAAGGCCAAUCCCCCCUGCAAGUCCUGUCUGGAAGCCGGCCUGGGCCCAGACGAUUGCGUCUUCCCCGUCAGAGGCCAGCCGGACCAAGACCGCGAAUACCGCCAUCCGCGCGCAAGGACCGAAAAGUCUACCAGGCACGCCGUCGCAAAGGUUCGCCGUAGCAUCCUUGAUGGGCCCGUUGCCUCCAACCAUACGGCAGACGACUGGCACAGCCUGCCGCCGCUCGCAGACCUCGUCGACGGCGUCAACCGCUUCACGAGGUACUACUUUCAGCUCGGCUUCAUCCCCAAGCAACAGUACCCGGCCCGCCUGCAAAAUGACCACCGCUCCGUCAACCUGUUCCUGCUCCUCAGCAUCCUCAGCAUCUCGGCCCGCCUGAGCCCCUCGCUCAAGGUCCGAUACGGCACCGGCGUCAGGGCCGCAGAGUUCUUCAUGGAGCGCGCUUCCGAUAUCGCCAUUGGCGAGGUCUACCAGGAGCCCACCCUCGAGAGGUGUCAGGCCUUUUACCUCUUGAGCAUCGCCCAGCAGGGCAGCGGCCUGCGCAACAAGAGCUACAUUAACAUGGGCAUUGCCGUGCGCAUGGCUGCCUUGAUGCAACUGCACCGAGAGGAGACGUACCAGGUGCAAAAUCCAACACCCGACCUCAUCAUGCGCGCCGAGUCGGCUCGGCGGACUUUGUGGAUGUUGCAUAGCCAGGACAGUCUCCAUUCGGGUCCGAUGUCUCCCGUGUCUCUCGCCGCAGCCGACAUCACGGCUCUCUUGCCCUGCAACGAAGAGGACUUUGCCCAUGGACGCGAACCGCGAUCCCGCGCCGCCUUGGAGGGCACACCUCCUGCCGUCGACGAUCCGUCCCUGAUCCGAGACCCGAACCGUUCUCUAUUCGCAACCUUGAUGCAGAUCCACAACUUCUGGGGUAUCGUGGGCCGUCGCGCCGUAAGCUACAGUAAAAGCUCGCGGCCCUGGGAGCCGACCAGCGAAUUUUCUCAGAUGGCGAGGAGAUUGGGAGAAUGGGAGCAAGGCCUUCCGCACGAGCACAUGUGGAGUAACUUUCUCCUCAAGGGCUACAAGGCCGAGGGCCAGGAUCUGGCGUACCUGUGCGUGACCAUGAUGACGAGAAUCUGUAAUAUUGUCUUGCGAAGACCGUAUUUAAUCGAUGUCAUCAAGCCCGACACAAAGAAUAGGGAGAAGCAAGCUUUCUUCUCUGAUCUAUCCAAAGAUUUGUUCCGCGACGUACGCCAACUGUAUGAGCAGGUCGACGCUCAGUUCACGGACCGAACGCCCGACGAGAGCGUGGGCGCGCAAAUCGCCGCCUUUUGUGUAUACAGCUGUGGUCUAUUUUCGACGUACAUCUGCAAAUACCCGCACAUCUGCCAAGACACUGCUCUGGCCCAGGAUGGCCCAGCGAUGCUCCAGCGCAUCAUCACCAUCCUCCGAGAGUGCAAGGAAGUGUGGCCGUUGGCGGCGCGGUGGGUCGAGGCCCUCGAGAGGUUUUCCAUGGACCCUCAGUCCGAAGCGCUGGCGGCCGAGGGAAGCAUGGACGACGGCAAGGAUCCGGUUCCCCACGCCAUCCGUCCCUUUCCAGUCACUGCCCCCACGCCGCCGCAGGUCUCGCACACGCCGUCACUGCCGGACAAUGCCGUGCUGCCCAGGCCCGAGCCCCAGCCCUCUUCGACCCUGCACUCUGCUCCUCGCGGCGGCAUGGCGCCUUCGAUCCCCAGCAACACCAACGGACAGACCCUGACCCCUCCGAGCCAACAGGCGCAAACUCCGUUCCAACCGCCGCCUCAGUCGCUGCCGCAUGCCCUGUCCCAGCAGCCAAGGUUGCCUCAUCAGCAGCAGCAACACCGACAAGGGGAGCCGCGACCACAGCGGCAAUCUGCUCCGCACCACAUGUACAUGUCGCCACAGGCGCCUCCGCCGCCUCUCGGCCGCCAACCUGUCGACGGACUCGGCAUGCUCAUUGAGGCCUUCGACACACACCAGCCGGCAGGCGCGCCGUACGGGAUCGGCGGGACGCCCGGCACGGGGCCGUACUAUCCCCAGCUCGGGCCGGGCAACGAUGGGUUCGAGGGCGAGCUACAGUUCUAUAUUGACGGCGCCUCGUCCACGUGGAUGAACACGGGCGCGUGGCUGGACACGAUGCAAUGA
Messenger RNA from Hirsutella rhossiliensis, 2289 nucleotides. Its product is annotated as fungal specific transcription factor domain-containing protein. Gene Ontology annotation, biological process: DNA-templated transcription; regulation of DNA-templated transcription. The record is from RefSeq and is a predicted model, not a curated record. The transcript has 8 exons. Gene Ontology annotation, molecular function: zinc ion binding; DNA binding; DNA-binding transcription factor activity, RNA polymerase II-specific. The coding region runs from base 1 to 2289 and encodes 762 amino acids. Gene Ontology annotation, cellular component: nucleus. Lineage: Eukaryota; Fungi; Ascomycota; Sordariomycetes; Hypocreales; Ophiocordycipitaceae.